GUGCGUGUCGAUGCGUAACGCGUCGCUAUUAUAUUUCGCCUUCGAAAAUUAGUCGUUGUGACAAAAGGUAAUACGCUAUUAGCGUCAUAUCUGCAUCUGAACGUUCCCCAUAAACCCGGGAAAUACUAGCACAUCCUGUAUACAUAAACGCGCGCUCGUGUAAAAAAUCGUUCAAUAGACAGCGUACCAUCGAAUAGCAACGACACGUCGUCAUGUCACGGUUCCAUAUAUUUCUGGUGAAUGUACUUGUCAUUGCAAUGACGAUAAGCGUCGCGAUCACUUCGGAAAGGGUGAAUCGCGGAUUUAAUCAGAUUGAAAGACCGAUUAUAAUUCGAGUGAGUGACCUGGUUUCCACUCGAAAUCGGAAGGUGGUACCGCUUACCGAUUUGUCGUCUAUAUUCUGUUUGAAAUUAAACAAGUACAAAGUGCAGUAUCAGAAGCUAGACAGGAUCGUUCCUACUACCGCUGCUCCAACCACAGCUCCAGCUUGCAUCUGUGUACCUUUCUAUCUAUGCGACAGUAAUCAGACUAUCAUCACUGAUGGGUCCGGUGUAAUCGACGUACGUAUAGCACGCAAUACUACACGAACAUGUCCUGGGCUCUUCGAUGUCUGCUGUUAUCCGCGAAAUGUCACAGUAACUCCUACGAGACCUACAUAUCCAACGCUGCCUACAUUUACAUUUCCAACAAUACCAACAACACGUCCAACUACAGCACCUCCAACUACAGCACCUCCAACUACAGCACCACUUCCGAACUGCAUUUGCGUGGAGAUAUCGCAAUGCGAUCCUAACGGAAUAGUCACCAUCUCCGGCGAGGGUGUAAUAAAUCCACGGUACGGACUGUGUCCUGGCACUCUGGUCUGUUGUCGAAUAUUGGCGACGCAGACACCAACAACGAUACCAACGACGAUACCGACGAUACCAACGACGAUACCAACGAGCCCUCCGACCACGGCACCAACCACCACGGCAUCACCCACCACGGUCACCACCGCAUUACCUGGACAGGUGCAACUAUGCUUCGUAUGCGGCAUUAUCACUCUGUGUUUAAGUUGCACGCUAAUUAGCAUUCCUGGCGGUGGUAGCGUGAUAGAUCCCAGAUUCUCUGAUAUCUUAUCAGAGGGAGAUGUCUGCACGGCGAGGAACAUACCGUCCUGUCAAAGCAUGUCAUCAAGAGGCACGACUACGGACCUCGACCCGCCGAAGAACCCGGGUACAUCGCAGGAAUGUUACUGCGUGAAGACCUGGCUGUGCUCUGAGGGAAACGUGAUCUAUCCAGAUGGUCUCGGUAUAAUUGAUUCGAGAUUCACGUUGUGCUCGUCGGCGGACCAAGUCUGUUGUCGGCUCGAAGGGAUCAAUGUCGACAUCUCAGUGUCCUCCAGAGAUCUCGUUCCAAACGAACCAAACAAAUACUUGUCUCAGGACACCACUUGUGGCAUACAGAACAAUAAUUACGCACCGCCGCAACCUUUUCCCCCCGGCUCUGAGAAAACUUAUUUCGCUGAAUUCCCUUGGAUGGUCGCACUUCUAAAAUCCACAACUGCUGGUUAUGUUUUUCAGUGCGGUGCUUCAUUAAUUAGUAACGAAGCCAUUCUCACUGCUGCCCAUUGCGUUGUGAACCAAAAGCCCGAAAAUUUAAUUGCACGCUUUGGACUGUGGAAGCUAGGAAAUACUACUCAACCGUUACCUAUUCAAGAAGCGAAAAUCUUGGCAAUAGUUGUGCAUCCGUCGUACUAUAGCAGUGGGCUUUUUCACGAUGUGGCUUUCCUCGUUUUAGCAAAACCGGUCACUUACAGUGCGAACGUUUUACCGAUUUGCCUUCCUGAACAAGGGGCAGUCUUCUCAGCUGGGACCAGAUGUUACGGAAUAGGAUGGGGCAGCGAUGCUUUUGGCCCGGAAGGACAUUAUCAAACCGAGCUUCGAAAAUUGAAUCUUCCUAUUGUCGGUCGAGAGGAUUGUCAGACGCGUUUACGAAACACGAAAUUGGGCCAGUACUUUCAACUACAUGGAACGUUUAUUUGCGCCGGCGGUGAAGCGAAUACAGACACAUGUCGUGGUGACGGCGGUGGGCCGUUGAUUUGUCAAGUCAAGGGACAGUUUGUUCAGGCUGGCAUAGUAUCAUGGGGUAUUGGUUGCAAAACUUCUAAUGUGCCUGCAGUGUACGCUAGCGUAUCGCAACAUCGCCAAUGGAUAAAUCAACAGUUUGCGACGUAUGGCGUAUAAUGAUGUGUAUUGUAUGUAAUUUGUUAUUUCUUCAUCUGCGAUGUGUUGUUUAUAUACAUUAACAUCAUUCACAUAACUUAUGACAAUUAUAGUACUAAAAUGAUGAUGAUAUUUCAACUUAUAUACUUUGUAUUAUUUAUUUGAGUUUUCACGAACAAUCUAUAUUUAUGCAUUGAGUCUUCUAAUCAUACAGCGAAUAAUGUAAUACGAUAUAAAUUCAUUCUCCGAGAGCAAAUAUAUUUGUUUCAACUAUUAUCAGUUGUAUAACAUACAAACAUUAUCACAGUACGAUGAGCGUGGAAAAGACUGAGGUCAAGCACAUCAUUAUGUUCUAGUUUCGAUAUGAAUAUUUAUUUGAAUAUGUAUUUUGAAUAAUAAGACAUUCGAAAACUGUUAUUUAUAAUAAAGUUGAGUACGAUUGAAUGA
Molecule: messenger RNA, 2651 nt
Organism: Solenopsis invicta (red fire ant)
Lineage: Eukaryota; Metazoa; Arthropoda; Insecta; Hymenoptera; Formicidae
Product: phenoloxidase-activating factor 2
Exons: 6
Coding region: 213-2225 (670 amino acids)
Biological process (GO): proteolysis
Molecular function (GO): serine-type endopeptidase activity
Source: RefSeq, a predicted model, not a curated record